CAUUCAUCCAGCUGUUUUCGUUGCAAACUAUUGAUAAACAUAAAAACCCUUCCAAAAGGAAUAAGCUGUAAUUGCACCUUUCAGGUGGUUGGCCAGCGUAGACGUAGACGUGAUCAGCGGCAAUAAAACGGUCACCGGAAGCGACGGACCGAAGUGUGGAGUAGAGCCAUAAUUCAUUCAUUUUUACAACCGUCACUUAAAGCGCACGCUCCGUGCGUGUGUUUUUUUUAUUUUCGCGCUGAUGAGAACACCCAAUGUUGCGUUUCUCAUCGGAAGAAGAAACCGUGGAAAGAUCUACCAACACCCGUGGCGUCAAUAUACACAGCAGAUGCGAAUGUGUAUGUAAAUACAUAAUAUAGCUAGAAAUCACGUUUUGCCGUCGGCUUUUCGGUGCACAUAUGGUUGGGUGAGUGUUUUUUCUUCUUUUAUUCAACAUAAUUUAACUGAUGCUAAUGACUGAUAAGAUUAUCUUUUAGUGAUCGGUAAGAUCAAUUAUAAAAGAAAAACAUAGAAUUGAAAAAACCAAAUCUAUUUACUAAACCAUCAUUUCAACCAACAACCAGCAGAACGAUACGGACAGCAUAUAUUCCGGUAGCUUUACGAUUGUUGUUCGUGUCACUUAAAGAGACAUUUUUGGAGCAUCGCGAUGUAGGCGACUUUUAUGUAUGGUUGAACAGAGGCAAGACAUACCAAUCGAAUGCUAAUCAUUUCUCCUUCUCAUUCUAACCUUUGGGUUUGGAAGAUUGUGAAGAAAUUCUUGCACUCCAAGCCGCUGUGUGCGUGUGAUGACUAUUUCUCCUAUUGCUCCUAUUGCGGGAAAAACACUAUCCGGUGGCACAAAAAUAAAGCUGAAGUUGUGUUUGUGAAGCAAAUACACGAACCUCCCCUAAACGAUGCUUUUCUUCGUAUUGUAGGGGAAAAUGGGGUGUAAGUUAGUGUUCGUUAUAUCAACCUGAGGGUGAGUUACAUUCGGGGUGAGUUACCCUUAAAAUCCUUUACGAACACACCUACCCAAACUUAAUGUUUUCCUCCUUCCAUGUUUCCUGUCAUUCAUUUCAACCAAGCACACAGGUGGUGGCAACGACGAACAUCAUCUCCCAAGAUGGCCCAAAAAGGGAGGAAGUGGUGUAGCCCUUCAUUCCUUUCGUUUCACGCUGUUUCUUCCCUGCCCUUCUACGUCCGACACUUAUUUCAAUUCCGAUCGAACUGGUCAACCUGGCUGGUGCUGUUGAUACUAAACGGAGGAAGGUAAAACCGGGGGCACCCAACCACCAAUGGCUCCAAAAUGCACCUUACCCCAAAAACACGAGGCACCGGAUUCGGACCCGGCGGCGGGGGGGAGCAACAUUUCGCACAAACAACCAACGAACAUUGUGUCCGGCAAACCGCGAGUUCAGUCGCUUUCGGACACGAUCGGUUUUUGCAUCCCUGCGCAACAAGAAAGUUCCGGUCCGGGGUUUCCAACGUUGACUCGCUCGGUGGAACAGGGUCGCAUUUUGUGUAGGGGGGUAGGUUGAAGUUACGCGUGGUACGAGUCAUAAAAAGAAACACAUGAUUUAUGUCGUAUCGUUCGUCGACUGUCUGAUCAAGCACAACCACGGACGGCCGGUUUUGGUAUGGUGAAUGCGUUUGUGGGUGUGUGUUUUUCUUAUUUUGUUUUCGUGUAAAUGUGUGUGUUUGUGCGUGUUUGUGUGUGUGUGUGUAAAAUAUAGAAUCAUUUGUGCCUGCGAAGCAUUUUCCUUCAUACGCUUCCUGUCGAAACAACAAGAAAAAAUCGAUCGGUCGGUCAUAUGGUGCUACAAAGAAGAAGUGCUACAAACAAUCGGUGAAGUUGUAGUGAAAUGUUUUUUUUCGUGAAAAUUUAGUUUCCAGUGAAGUUGUUUUAUUGUAGGUGAGUGAGUAUAGGGAACAACAAGCAUUAAUUUACGGUUCAUUGUGUGUUACAAUGAGGUCUAAGCAGCAGCCACGACCAUCCUACCGAUGGAUCAACAACGACAAAGAUACAUCUAAACCGUCAGACAUCAAAAUUCUCCAAGCUGAAAAUCUUGUCACAGAUGAUUUCCACCAAGAUGAACUCGAGAAUGUUGGCGUUGAAAGACCGGACAGCAAAGAUGUGUUAUCCGCUGGUUCGGUUAGUCCAUCAUCAUCAACCACACCGCCUCCGAUCCCGAUGGUCUUGCCGCAUCCACCCGCUACCUUACGUGAAUGUAAGGAAUUGCCAAGCGAAAUAACCCGAACCCGAUCGUCUUUGGCAAUAUCUUCAAUUGGUUCUCAAUCCUGCUCACCACCUCCGACGGCACACACGGCACUAACGAGUGGAACCGAACAAACACCGGAGAUCAACGAGAGGGUACCCGGACCGUCAGCAAUUCAGUCACAGUUGAUUGAUUCGCAUGAUGAUGGGGAGCAUAGCAUUCCUGCCACAUUGAUCCAUGACCCGAUGACCGUUCGGAACGUUGUACCACCCCGGUAAGUUCAUGGUAUUUGUGCACCUGCACUUGGUGAGAUGCAUUUGAGGCGAAAUAUACGGAAAACACUUUUUCAUCAUCCUUUUUGCACCCUCCCCUUUCCCAAUGCCGGGUUCUUUCCCGAUCCCACUGAUCACACAAUAGAAGGACAGUUCGAACGGUUUACAAUGGGGUUAUACAUGGAUCUGUUUUAGCUCCUCCAGGGAUGGUGCUUCAGGGUGCACACGAAAUCUUUCCUUAGGUUUGCUCUUUGCUGUUACCAAUACCGGAACAGUUGUGAGAAAUUGCAUUCAUUUCACAUUUCCUUCUUGAGAUUUAUGUUUGUGUAAGGGUCGCAAGCAUGGAUGGGGAUUGUAAGUUUUUCUCAUUUAUUUGACCGAGCUUACGAUGCGACCUAUGGUCAAUAAGAAUACGGUAACAUACAAUAUAUGCUGCUGGAUUAUUUUUAUUCAUUUUAGUAUAUUUUGCGUUCGAUCAAUCAAAGCUCCACAGUCAAUAGACCAUAUCAAGU
This is a messenger RNA of Anopheles funestus (African malaria mosquito), 2979 nucleotides long. RefSeq lists its product as uncharacterized. The transcript has 4 exons. The record is from RefSeq and is a predicted model, not a curated record. Bases 1946 to 2473 code for a protein of 175 amino acids. Lineage: Eukaryota; Metazoa; Arthropoda; Insecta; Diptera; Culicidae.